ACGACAUCUACUUCCUUAGAUACGCGUUGCCUGUAGCGACUGAUUACAUCGAGAAAAUAAGACUUCGAAUCAGGCAUCAAUAGAAAACACUGAUACAACCAUCUGUUGAUAGGAUUAUCUAUUAAGAUAUUUUCUAGGUAGUAGGAUGGCUGCUGUGAUGACUGAGCAGGGUAUACCUGCUACUGCGACACUUGCAAGUAGAGAAAUUCCUCCUGAUCCACCAGCACCAGUUUUAAAUCCUAAUCCAAACAGAGAAAUAACGUACACUGGAAAUACUGGAAAUGACAUGGGUAUUUCUACAAUGGGAUUUCGAUCAGCAAAAUUUAAUCCAUCUGAAUGGCAUGAAUCCAAUUAUGCCAAAUUUUAUCAGUCUUUUGUUGACCGAGACAACGCAGAACGUGUUAUUCAUGAAUCAAGGCGUACAGAAAAAGAAACAUUGGAAACAACAAAUAAAACACAAGCCGAAGCCACAAAAAAGCUUGCAGAAAGUGCAAAGAACAUUGAGUUCUGGAAGUUUGAACUGAACAGAGAAAUAUCGGAUGUUAUUGAUGAGACAGAUUUGUUAUUAGCCCAAAAAAAGCGCCUGGAAAAUGCAUUACGGGCAACUGAGAUCCCACUUCAUAUUGCUACAGAUAACCUGAACUGUCGCCAGAGACGCUUGGGUGUUGAUUUGGUGCAAGAUAAUGUAGAAAUAUCACUUUUAAAGGAAGUUGAUAUCAUCAACAAUGUCCAAGAUUUGUUGAAAAAUACUAUCAACCAAUGUGAAAAACAAAUUAGGUUGAACAGAGAUGCUAAACAAAAUUUAGAAAUGGACUGGAGUGAUAAGAAAGAAGCCCUUGAAAUUGAAACAAAAAGUGGGAGUCUCCGCAACCAUCACACAAACAAACAGUUUCACGAUGGAGCAGCUAAGUUUGAAGAAAUUCAGUCAACACCUGAGUCUUGGGCUCAGUUUACACAUGACAACAUUGCAAGGGCUGAACAUGAGCGCAUGGCUAGCAUUCAGCUGAGAACUCUAGUAGACAAUGUGUUGGACGACACAUCUCGUGACAUGCGUGAACAGGCUGAUCAAGUUGAUGUUAGUUUCACCAACAGAAUUGCAGAAAUGGAGGAUGCAAAGACAAAACUGGAAGAAAAUUUGACAAAGGUGGUGAAGCAAAUUAAAGAUCAAGAAAAGAACAUGGAGGAGCUACAGCAAGCUAUUCGAGACAAAGAAGACCCGCUUAAAGUGGCUCAAACACGACUCUACAAUCGUACUUACAGGCCUGGUGUUGAGCUUUGUCGGGAUCCAGCACAGUAUCAUUUGGUUGGUGAAGUAAAUGAAAUCAAUCAAUCUAUUGAUGCACUGAAGCUCAAACUGAAUGAUGCACAAAACUCACUGAAAGACCUACAAGACAACCGCAUGGCUUUGGAAAAAGAAAUUGCUGUAAAAAAGAACAGCAUAUUUAUCGAUCGUGAUAAGUGCUUAACAGUUAGGAACAGAUUUCCAUCUAGCAUUAAACUGCAGGGUUACCAGUAACAAUUCCUAUAUUGUAUUUUUAAAAAAAUCAUUAACAAUUAUUCAGUUGUUUAUCUAUUUAGCCAUUGCCUACACAUUUUACAAAGCCUUGUUUACACAAAAAUGUUUCUUAUUAUGGCUGUGAUUAUCUUUCUCACAAUAUAUUUAAUUAAAUUAAAAAAAACAACUUUCUCAUUAGUCUAUGCCAUGUACAUAAAUAACAGAAAUGUUGAAGUAAUUUUCAGUAUUAUAACUGUUGUGCUCUCUAGUGAAGCUCGUUUCUUUUUGAGUGAUAGAUCGAAUGGCAGACAGCUGUGGUUAAUGUAUGUAUGUUGCAUCAAUAUAUAGAAUGUUUUUCAACCUAAAAAAUAGCCAACUACAUUUGCUUUGAAAGGGUGUUUUAACACAUUCACAU
This is a messenger RNA of Physella acuta, 1910 nucleotides long. RefSeq names its product tektin-4. The record is from RefSeq and is a predicted model, not a curated record. Gene Ontology annotation, biological process: cilium assembly; cilium movement involved in cell motility. NCBI's taxonomy places the organism in Eukaryota, Metazoa, Mollusca, Gastropoda, Physidae. Gene Ontology annotation, cellular component: sperm flagellum; nucleus; microtubule cytoskeleton.